AUGGUGGCCAAUGCCUUAAGCAGAAAGGAAUACUCAGGGCGCCGAGUAAAAACACUGACAAUGACCGUCCAUUCCCACUUGUCUUCACAAAUCAAAGAGGCUCAGCUAGAAGCCCUGAAGCCGGAGAACGCUGCAAACGAAGCUUUGCGUGGAAUGGACAAGAAUCUCGUCAUCAAGGAGGACGGAGCACACUAUUUCAUGAAUCGAAUCUGGAUCCCAAAAUUUGGAGGGUUCAGGGACGUAGUCAUGAAUGAAGCGCACAAGACACGAUACUCCAUCCAUCCAGGUUAUGAUAAGAUGUACCUGGAUAUCAAACUACAUUAUUGGUGGCCGAACAUGAAAGCGGAGAUUGCUACCUAUGUGAGCAAGUGCCUGACUUGUGCAAAGGUUAAGGUAGAAUAUCAGAAGCCCACAUGA
Messenger RNA from Lactuca virosa, 417 nucleotides. The record is from the annotation of a GenBank genome assembly. Lineage: Eukaryota; Viridiplantae; Streptophyta; Magnoliopsida; Asterales; Asteraceae.